Pedinophyceae sp. YPF-701 is the source of this 609-nucleotide messenger RNA. NCBI's taxonomy places the organism in Eukaryota, Viridiplantae, Chlorophyta, Pedinophyceae. The record is from the annotation of a GenBank genome assembly.
AUGGGCUUCUUCGACUUCCUGAAGCCAGGGUCCACGAAGAACGUUGAGUCGAUGCGGCGCGGGAUGGGGACGGAGGCGGCUCCCGAGGCGCCGCCCGACGGGCUCGAGUACGCGACGUUCGCGAGCGGGUGCUUCUGGGGCAUCGAGCUGGCGUUCCAGCGCGUGCCCGGCGUGGUGAAGACCUGGGUCGGCUACACUCAGGGCGAGGUCGAGGGGCCGACGUACGAGAUGGUGUGCACCGGGGGCACGGGCCACACGGAGGCGGUGCUGAUGACGUACGACCCGAAGGAGGUGUCGUUCGACACGCUGUUCGACACGUUCCUCGCGCGCACGGACAUCACGGCGCUGAACCGGCAGGGCAACGACGUCGGCACGCAGUACCGGUGUGGUGUGUACUACCACACGCCGGAGCAGAAGGAGGUGGCCGAGCGGCGGCUGGCGGCGGAGCAGGAGAAGCUCGGGAAGAAGGUUGUUGCGGAGUGUCUCCCCGCCAAGACGUUUUACAUGGCCGAGGACUACCACCAGCAGUACCUCGAGAAGGGCGGGCGCAUGGGCAGGAAGCAGAGCGCGCAAAAGGGCUGCUCGGACCCCAUCCGGUGCUACGGCUAA